AUGAUACUCUCGCGGACAUGGGCACCUGCGUGCUCGACGCGAGGUCUGCCAUUGUCCAGUUGGUUUGCUGCAUGUCGGGCAGCGUCGACGGCAGCGGCACUCAAACCUGAACCCGAACCAAUAAAUGACGAGGCACCCACCGUCCGAUACACCCUCACAGAACAGGACAAGAAGAGGCUCGCGUUCCAGAGGAACAUCGGUGUCUCAGCGCACAUUGACUCGGGAAAGACUACGCUGACGGAGCGUAUUCUGUUCUACACCGGGCGUAUUCGGGAAAUUCAUGAGGUUCGAGGGCGCGACUCCGUGGGAGCCAAGAUGGACAGCAUGGACUUGGAAAGAGAGAAGGGUAUCACCAUUCAGAGUGCUGCUACUUUCUGCGACUGGGAAGCUACGGACUUGGGCAAGGGAACAAAGCAAAAAUACGCUAUUAACAUUAUUGAUACACCAGGACACGUCGAUUUCACUAUUGAAGUAGAAAGGGCACUACGAGUCUUGGACGGAGCUGUUUUGGUACUUUGCGCGGUAGCCGGUGUUCAGAGUCAAACUACGACCGUUGACAGGCAAAUGAGGCGGUAUAAUGUUCCUCGGAUUUCUUUUGUGAACAAAAUGGAUAGACCUGGUGCAAAUCCCUGGAGGAUUGUUACACAGAUCCGGACUAAGCUUCGCAUGGCUGCUGCUGCUGUUCAGGUGCCCAUAGGUGUCGAGGACGAAUUCAAAGGCGUCGUCGACCUCGUCCACUGGAAAGCUAUCUACAACCAAGGUGUCAAGGGAGUCGACGUUGUUGUCUCGGACGAAAUUCCUGCUGAUUUAUUGGAAAUGGCCCAGGCCAAACGCGCGGAACUGAUCGAACAACUCGCCGAGGUCGACGAGACGAUUGGCGAAAUUGUGCUUAUGGACGAGACACCUACCAACCAGGACAUCGCUGAUGCCAUUCGUCGGGCUACUAUUUCACUGAAGUUUUCACCUGUCUUCAUGGGAUCUGCUAUUAAGAACACCGGUGUGCAGCCCCUGCUUGAUGGCGUGUGUAGCUACCUCCCCAAUCCUUCUGAGUCGGAGAUUUUGGCACACGAUACCGAGCUUCCUCCUUCUGCACCUCAAGUUGCAUUACAGCCCGCGGCGAGUGCUCCUUUGGUUGGAUUGGCGUUCAAGCUGGAGGAAGGUCGUUUUGGACAGCUGACCUACAUGCGUGUGUAUCAAGGAACGUUGAAAAAGUCUAUGCAACUCUUCAACGCGCGCACUGGUAAGAAGGUCAAAGUACCCCGUUUGGUUCGUAUGCAUAGUAACGAAAUGGAGGAUGUCGAUCAAAUUGGUCCUGGAGAGAUUUGCGCUAUGUUCGGUGUCGAAUGUUCAUCUGGAGAUACUUUCACGGAUGGUUCUACCAGCUUCUCUAUGACAUCCAUGUAUGUCCCGGAACCUGUCAUCUCCCUUUCCAUCAAACCGAAGGGUCUCGAAACACCCAACUUUUCUCGUGCGCUUAAUCGUUUCCAGAAGGAGGACCCUACAUUCAAGGUCCAUGUUGACCAUGAAAGCAAAGAGACCAUCAUUUCUGGUAUGGGAGAACUGCACCUCGAGAUCUACGUUGAGCGUAUGAGGCGUGAAUAUAACGUUGACUGCAUUACCGGCAAACCCCGCGUCGCGUUCCGCGAGACGAUCACAGACCGCGCGGAGUUCACGUACACACACAAGAAGCAAACCGGAGGAGCAGGUCAAUACGCAAAGGUCAUCGGUCACAUCGAGCCCAUGGAGCUCGACCCCGAGACUGGCAAGGAUGUCGGUUUCGAGUCUGUCGUUAUGGGUGGAAAUGUGCCUUCGAAUUACAUCCCUGCUGUGGAGAAGGGCUUCUACGAGGCGCUGGAGAAGGGAUCGCUCUCUGGUAACCCGAUCACUGGAUGCCGUCUUGUUCUGAAGGAUGGUGCCUUCCACACUGUCGAUUCCUCCGAGUUGGCCUUCCGUCUCGCUACGAUUGGAGCGUUCCGUGAGGUUUAUAGGAACGCGAAACCGGUUAUCUUGGAGCCUAUUAUGACCGUUGAGGUCGUUGCACCCGUUGAAUUCCAGAGUCAAGUCAUCGGUGGUUUGAACACCCGUCGCGGUACCAUUGUGGACAGUGAAGUCCGCGAUGACGAGUUCACUGCUAUUGCGGAGGUCGCGCUCAAUGAUAUGUUCGGGUAUUCCAACCAGCUCCGCGGUUCUACCCAAGGCAAAGGAGAGUUCAGCAUGGAGUACAAGCACCAUAUGCCCGUGCUUCCUAACGUACAAAAAGAGUUGGAGGAAGAGUAUCGCAAGACUCUUCCUGCUGCUAAAAAGUAG
Psilocybe cubensis is the source of this 2307-nucleotide messenger RNA. RefSeq lists its product as uncharacterized. Gene Ontology annotation, biological process: mitochondrial translational elongation. The transcript has 10 exons. Lineage: Eukaryota; Fungi; Basidiomycota; Agaricomycetes; Agaricales; Agrocybaceae. Gene Ontology annotation, molecular function: translation elongation factor activity; GTP binding; GTPase activity. The record is from RefSeq and is a predicted model, not a curated record. Gene Ontology annotation, cellular component: mitochondrion. The coding region runs from base 1 to 2307 and encodes 768 amino acids.